GCUCAACUCUCCACCUUAGUACCUUUCUUAUUAUUCAAAACCAAGCCAUAGACACAUAAACACAAACAAUGACACCCCAAUACCGCUUCCCAUUCUUCUUUUUUGUGAUCUUCUUCUUCCAUUCGCGCAUUGUUUCUGCUCAAUCUCCAGCAGUUGCUCCGGCACCAUCAGGCACCAAUGUGACCGCGGUUCUUGAAAAGGCCGGUCAGUUCACUACUUUAAUCAAGCUUCUCAAAAGUACAAAGACAGCCGACCAAAUCAACACGCAGCUCAGCACAUCAAACCAAGGCAUCACCAUCUUUGCACCAACUGACAAUGCCUUUGCAUCCCUCAAAGCAGGCACACUAAACUCCAUUACGGAACAACAAAAGCUCCAGCUACUCCAGUUCCAUAUCCUCCCCACUUACUAUAGUACCUCACAGUUCCAAACCGCCACCAACCCUUUGCAUACACAGGCCGGGAAUAGCGAUGAUGGGCAGUUCCCGCUCAAUGUGACCACAUCAGGCACCCAAGUGAACAUAACAACUGGGGUUGACACUGCCUCAGUGUCUAAUACCAUAUUCACAGACAACCAGCUAGCUGUGUAUCAGGUGGACCAGGUCCUCCUUCCUCAAGCAAUUUUUGGCUCACCAGCGCCCGCUCCAGCGCCAGCUGCUCCCAAAAAGAGUGUUAAAGGUUCUGAUUCUCCUUCAGCAGGGUCAUCAUCCGAUGACAGUCCUGUUGAUGCAUCUGCUGCAAUGGGGCUGAAGCACCAGACCAUCAAAGCUGCGUCCCUUGGAGUGGCAAUGUUUACAGCAUUCUUGUUGUGAUGAGUGAACAACUGUAGUCAUUUGAAUGUCUGUUUUGUUUUCCAUUAUUUCAGUUGCCUAUUGUGCUAAGAAUUUUGUACCGCAGUUAUUAUUUGAACUUUAUUGUUCUUUUGAAUAACACUUCUAGAACUGAAAUUCUUCAGCUUC
Fragaria vesca subsp. vesca is the source of this 956-nucleotide messenger RNA. RefSeq names its product fasciclin-like arabinogalactan protein 12-like. Bases 69 to 809 code for a protein of 246 amino acids. The transcript has a single exon. NCBI's taxonomy places the organism in Eukaryota, Viridiplantae, Streptophyta, Magnoliopsida, Rosales, Rosaceae. The record is from RefSeq and is a predicted model, not a curated record.